AUGGCGGGUUGCGGGUCAACAACCUUGGGCCCUACUGGAACAAUUCGAGUGGCUCAGUCUACUGGAAGGGAAGAUUAUUAUCUCCAGCCAGGGGGUGCGAACUGGAGGGGCACCGGAACUGCCGAGAAGGCAGGAAACGAAGAGGACCGCUCGCGGAAGGAUACUAGCGCUCGCCCUAGGGCUGCCGUGAUUCCCGCUGAUGCCAGGACACGAACCGUUUAA
Molecule: messenger RNA, 222 nt
Organism: Nezara viridula (southern green stink bug)
Lineage: Eukaryota; Metazoa; Arthropoda; Insecta; Hemiptera; Pentatomidae
Source: the annotation of a GenBank genome assembly